Messenger RNA from Solanum lycopersicum (tomato), 929 nucleotides. Its product is annotated as GEM-like protein 5. The record is from RefSeq and is a predicted model, not a curated record. NCBI's taxonomy places the organism in Eukaryota, Viridiplantae, Streptophyta, Magnoliopsida, Solanales, Solanaceae.
UCUACUAAAAUUAAAGCAAAUUCUUAGGCACAAUCUUUUACAACCUUUUUUCUUGUGUGAAUAAUAAAAAUUUGAUCAUUUUAUUUCAUAUGGAUCAUCAAAAAUUAGGCACCACCAAUAUUAUGAGUCCUCCAUCAGUCCCAAAUCACUAUAAAAAAUUUCAUGAUCAAGAAAAGAGACAUGAUUUUCAAACUCAACAACCUUACCUUGUGUAUUCCCCUGUUGUUAAGCCUAACAACAAUCCAAUUGACUCUGUUUCUCAUGUCUUCAAUUCUUGGACUAACAAAGCUGACACUAUGGCCCGUAACGUCUGGCGUAACUUGAAAACUGGUCCAUCAGUAUCAGAAGCAGCAUGUGGUAAACUCAAAUUGACAGCCAAGGCAUUGACAGAAGGUGGAUUUGAACCACUUUACAAGCAGAUUUUUGCAACAGAUCCAAAUGAACAGUUGAAGAAGACAUUUGCUUGUUAUCUUUCUACAAUAACUGGUCCUGUUGCUGGAACUCUUUAUUUGUCAUCAACCAAACUGGCCUUUUGUAGUGAUCGUCCCUUAUCUUUUCGAGCUCCAUCGGGACACGAAGCUUGGAGCUACUAUAAGGUGGCAAUACCAUUGGCAAACAUUGGAAGUGUCAAUCCAGUAGUGAUGAGAGAAAAUCCAUCAGAAAGGUACAUUCAAAUUGUCACAAUAGAUGGUCAUGAUUUUUGGUUCAUGGGGUUGAUUAAUUUUGAGAAAGCAAAGCAUCAUGUCCUAGAGACUUUAUCACAUUUUAGAGGCCAACCUUAUGGUGGAUAUUGAAAUGUAUGCCUAUUUGUUUUGUUCCUCUAUGUAUUUGGAAGAGAUAUAAUAAAUGUACCAUUACUAUUAAGUUUUUCUGGUUCAGAUUAAUUAUCGUGUUUCUCUUUUACACGUAAAAGAAAUUAUUAAUGAGAA